Liolophura sinensis is the source of this 2325-nucleotide messenger RNA. RefSeq names its product GATA zinc finger domain-containing protein 14-like. The record is from RefSeq and is a predicted model, not a curated record. NCBI's taxonomy places the organism in Eukaryota, Metazoa, Mollusca, Polyplacophora, Chitonida, Chitonidae. Bases 1 to 2325 code for a protein of 774 amino acids. Gene Ontology annotation, cellular component: cornified envelope. The transcript has 5 exons.
AUGGCACUUGUGGUUGCCUCUCUUCUGGAAGACCAAAUACGACAGUUAUACGCAGACUGGAGAGAUGCCAGCAAUCGUCACGAUAUCCCGGCCUUGACCAGUCUGUACAGUGAUUACGCCAUUGUGGUUACUCCCUGUAGGCCAGUCUUAAUUGGAAGAGCAGCUUACACGAACUUCUACAAAGGCAUCCUGGACGCGAAAAAAUGGCCUAAGUUUAGAAACGUCGCCUUUGACAGCGUGUUGCAGAAAGAUAAUAAUCUGAUAGUGACCAAAUACAAUGAAAUAACAACCAUGUCCAAUGGAUCUACAAUUUCAGUAAGCGGCGUCCGUGUACUCGUUAAGGAUAAAUGGAGACUGAAGAUCACACUAGCAGAGGAAUACGCGCCGGACUACUACGCUUAUCACGCCUAUAAUAUUCACAAAGCAGACCAAAAACAGACUAUCGACAACAUUGAUCGACAUCAAGGAUAUGGUGACCACCACAAUGGCAAAAACAACCAUAAUUACAAGAGCAACCAUCAUGGGUAUAACGAUCCCCAUGGAAAGCCCAACUAUAGUGGGGAUGACAACCACAAUGGCAAGAGCUACCCUUAUAGGUAUAAUAACCACCGGGAAAAGCGCAACUAUAAUGGGAAAGAGAACUAUCAUGGCAAGGGCAAUCCUGAUAGGUAUAGUUACCAUCAUGGAAAGCCCAACUACAGUGGGGAUGACAACCAUAAUGGCGAGAGCAACCCUUAUGGGUAUAAUAACCACCGUGGAAAGCCCAACUAUAAUGGGAAAGAGAACUAUCAUGGCAAGGGCAAUCCUGAUAUGUAUAGUUACCACCAUGGAAAGCCCAACUAUAAUGGGAAAGACAACCAUAAUGGCAAGAGCAGCCCUUAUGGGUAUAAUAACCACCGUGGAAAGCCCAACUAUAAUGGGAAAGAGAACUAUAAUGGCAAGGGCAAUCCUGAUAGGUAUAGUUACCAUCAUGGAAAGCCCAACUAUGGUGGGAAACACGGCUAUAAUGGCAAGAGCAACUCUGAUAGCUAUAAUGGCAAGAGCAACAUUGAUAGAUAUAAUAACCACCAUGGAAAGCCCAAGUAUAGUGGGGAAGACAACCAUAAUGGCAAGAGCAUCCCUGGCAGGUAUAGUUACCACCAGGGAAAGCCCAACUAUAUUGGGGAUGACAAUCAGAAUGGCAAGAGCAACCAUGAUGGGUAUCAUAACCACCGGGAAAAGCGCAACUAUAAUGGGAAAGAGAACUAUAAUGGCAAGGGCAACCCUGAUAGGUAUAGUUACCGUGACAGAAAGCUCAGCCAUAAUGGGGAAUACAACCAUAAUGUCAAGGGCAAUCCUGAUAAGUAUAGUUACCAUCAUGAAAAGCCCAACUAUAAUGUGAAAGACAACCAGAAUGGCAAGAGGAACCCUGAUAAGUAUAGUUACCAUCAUGGAAAGCCCAACUAUAAUGUGAAAGACAACCAGAAUGGCAAGAGGAACCCUGAUAAGUAUAGUUACCAUCAUGGAAAGCCCAACUAUAAUGGGGAAGACAACCAUAAUGGCAAGAGCAACUCUGAUAGGUAUCAUAACCACCAUGGAAAGCCCAACUAUAGUGGGGAUGACAACCAUAAUGGCAAGAGCAACCUUGAUAUAUAUAAUAACCAUCAUGGAAAGCCAAACUAUAGUGGGGAACACAGCUAUAAUGGCAAGAGCAACUCUGAUAGGUAUAGUUACCACCAUGGAAAGCCCAACUAUAGUGGGGAACACAGCUAUAAUGGCAAGAGCAACCUUGAUAUAUAUAAUAACCAUCAUGGAAAGCCCAACUAUAGUGGGGAACACAGCUAUAAUGGCAAGAGCAACCCUGAUAGGUAUAGUUACCACCAGGGAAAGCCCAACUAUAGUGGAGAAGACAACCAUAAUGGCAAAAGCAUCCCUGACAGGUAUAGUUACCACCAGGGAAAGCCCAACUAUGGUGGGGAACCCAGCUAUAAUGGCAAGAGCAGCCCUGAUAGGUAUAGUUACCACCAUGGAAAGCCCAACUAUAGUGGGGAUAACAACCAUAAUGGCAAGGGCAACCUUGAUAGGUAUCAUAACCACCAGGGAAAGCCCAACUAUAGUGGUGAACACAACCGUAUUGGCGGGAUCAACCUUGAUAGGUAUAGUUACCACCAGGGAAAGCUCAACUAUAGUGGGAAAAACAACCAUAAUGGCAAAAGCAUCCCUGACAGGUAUAAUAACCACCAGGGAAAGCCCAACUAUGGUGGGGAUGGCAAGAAUAACCAGUAUGGGUAUAAUGGCAAAGACAGCCCUAAUGGCAAAGUUGUUGAACAUACCUUGCAUGUGUAG